Messenger RNA from Racocetra fulgida, 1260 nucleotides. The record is from the annotation of a GenBank genome assembly. Lineage: Eukaryota; Fungi; Glomeromycota; Glomeromycetes; Diversisporales; Gigasporaceae.
AUGUUCUCGCCACCUCCGACUGGUCGACAGGCUAGAGCAUUAUAUGACUUUGUGGGUGAAGCAGAGUCAGAGUUAUCUUUUCGAGCUGGUGACGUUCUUAACGUUAUAAAGGGUCAACUUUCCGAUGGGUGGUCUUUGGCUGAAAAGGACGGUGUAACUGGGCUCGUUCCUGAAGCUUAUAUUACAUUGUCUACUUCUCCAGUUGAAUCAACAUUCAAUUCAAAUAAUUCAGUACGCGAUUCAAUGGAUGGUGAUUCAAUGAUUGGGUCAAUAUUUGGAUCAGUUAAUGGGUCGAUUAAUGGAUCAAUUAAUGGGUCAAUUAAUGGAUCAUCACGUAGCAAAUUUAUCAUAAGUGGUGGUCAACCACUACAAGGUGAAAAUUUCGAUGAGGAAGUAACUGAAACUGAUAAACAUUAUAUACAGGGUGGUCCGAGUUGGUUAGAGAAAUCGCCAAGCUUUAAAGUUAUGGUGCAUAAUCCCGAAAAACGUGUUAAACUUGGAGGGCGUUUUAAUGAGGAAUUUAUAGAAAAGCGUCGUUGUGCUUUGGAAAGAUUUAUCAAUCGGUUGGCUCGUCAUCCAAUAAUUCGAUAUUCAGAAAUUCUGACUCAUUUUCUUAGUUGUAAUGAUGAUUCGGCAUGGCGUAAACGAGAAAAGCAGUUUGAAAAUGAUAAACUUGUUGGUCAUGCAUUUUUUCAACAUGUUUACCACCCAGAGUUCAAUGUCGAUGAUGGAGAAAUCGAUACCAUAGAGCGAUUUGAGGCACAUGCCCGAGCUAUGGAAAAACUGAUGCCAUGGAUUAAUGAAGCAUCACAGGCCCAUAAAUACUCGCUAGAUGGUGAAGUCUCUGAAGAAAAUAUAAGCAAAGACCAAGAAUAUGAUAUAGAUGCUGAAACAAUUCGUUCUCGUUGCGACACAGUAUUCAAUGUGACACUUGCUGAAGUCGAUCGGAUUCAUGAUGAACGCGUCCAAGAUUUUCAAGAAAACACAAAACAGUAUCUGGACGGGCAAAUUGAGUUAUACGAAAAGCCACACUAUAGUUCUCUUUCACAAACUUCACGUACACCUAGUCAAUAUGAGAGCUUAAUUGAUAGUCAACGCCCGAUAUCAUUACGUCCUGUUUCUGCCACUUCUGUAAGUUCCAUGUCUGAUAUGGUAGGUGGAGUUGUAGAUGGUGUUGGUAACAUGGGAAAUUUCUUGAAGACGGCUAAAACGUCAAUUACGAAAGGUACAAUGUUUGAUUCUUGGUGGGGAAGAAGUUGA